UUCCAGAAAAUCUUAUCUCCCCUGUCCUACCAUUGUGUUACCGAAAUUUCAGUUUUAAUUAUUUCUGAGCUAUGUAUUGUAAUAAACUGGCACUCGUUGUGGGCGCAACAAUAAUAUGCUUUGCAUCUGUAUUCAGUGAGGACGAAGAGAAACUCAGUUGGAAGGAAGAUGAUGGUCUGGAGAUUAAGAUAAUAAAGCCAGUCAAGCCAGAAAAAUGUAAGAUGAAAAGCCAACCGGGUGAUAUCGUUGAACAGUUCUACAAAUUAUCCGACAGAGAAGGACAAACAAUAGGAUCCAAUUUCGGCAAGAAACCAUACAUAUUUACACUUGGUAAAAACCAAGUUAUCAGUGGCAUGGAUCGUGCUAUGACCGGUAUGUGCAUCGGUGAAAAGAGGAAAGUAGUAAUCCCAGCACAUUUGGGUUUUGGUGAUGAUGGUCGCGACAGAGAUAAUAUAAAAGGUGGACAAACACUGUACUACACAGUACAGCUUGUGGAUCUAUUUAGACCAGUACCCGGUGAUUCGUGGACCGAUGACGAUGGUUUGAAAAUUGAGGUGACACACAAAAUUGAUGAGAAGGAAUGUCGUAAGGCCGAGAAAGGUGAUACGAUUCAUCAACACUAUACGCUUUACUUAGAGCAUUUCGACGGAACAUUUGUCGAUUCCAGCUUCAGCCGGAAUGCGCCAUUCAUCUUCAAACUUGGGAAAGGAGAAGUGAUCGAAGGUAUGGAUCGAGCAAUGAAUGGUAUGUGCGAAGGAGAGAGACGAAAAGUGGUCAUUCCAUGGGAAUUAGGGUAUGGUACAGAAGGUCGGAAGCCAUCGAUACCUGGUAAAGCUGACUUGUACUUCGAUAUCGAACUUCUUAAAUUAAUCAAGCACGAUGAAUUAUAAACAGCAGAACAAAAGGCUGGCAAUAUCGCUUUAAGCGCUCCAUUCCUAUUGCUAUUAUUAUUUUCCCUGAUGUAAUGAUUUAUUUAGUUAUUUGAGUAUGUCGUUAUCUGUAAACGAAUGUAAUCCGUCACCGGUGUUGCUUUUU
Messenger RNA from Loa loa (African eye worm), 1035 nucleotides. RefSeq names its product FKBP-type peptidyl-prolyl cis-trans isomerase-30. The coding region runs from base 72 to 890 and encodes 272 amino acids. The transcript has 6 exons. Gene Ontology annotation, molecular function: peptidyl-prolyl cis-trans isomerase activity. Lineage: Eukaryota; Metazoa; Nematoda; Chromadorea; Rhabditida; Onchocercidae. The record is from RefSeq and is a predicted model, not a curated record.